CCUUCUGACAAUAUGCUGCUCCUACUACUGGGAAUCGUUAUCCUGCACAUCGCAGCCUUAGUCCUCCUGUUUGUGUCAACAAUUGUCAAUGUAAGUGAAGUUUCUUUAUCUGUUGAGUUAUCUGAUUAUUAUCAAUAAUUGGUUCUCAUUUACGAUAAUUAUUCAAAACAGUAAAAAAAAAUAGAUUAACAUAUAUUUUAUUUGGAAAUCAAUAGAUUGUUUUAAAGUGUUGACAUCUCUGCUAUCUGUAGGUGUUUUCUAUUUGUCUGCAGUGUUCUCUUGUUAAUAGCAGCACUGUGUUGUUAAUCCUCUAGGCCUGGGCAACAGGGUCCGCUAGCAGUUCAGACCUCUGGAAGAACUGCUCUACAACCAAUGGAGGAUACCACUGUGACCCGGCCAACACUGGAGGUAAGAUACAGUAAAGACUGACUGUGUACAUCUGCUGCAGUGGCUUGUUUUUUUUCAGCCAUGAUGCUGAUGAUGCCUCCUAUUGUCCAAUAGUGAACUUAUUUUGAAAGGAUAUACUGUAGAUAUCUAUUUGUAGAUCCUAUAAAUUGGAUAUUCUGAAUGUUAGUCCAUUUGACAUCAAACUGGUUGAGAUUUUUCUUAAGUGUGUCUUGAGAAUAAGUUCAGCACUGUUUGUUGACUGUAAGAUCGUAGACAGUAAGACGUGGGAAGCCUUGAAGUGUGAUUAACUAUAACUGGCCUUGGCCCUGAAAGCGCGCUCACUCACUCUCCUGUUAACUCCUGUGGUCCUCUGUAGCUCAGCUGGUAGAGCACGGCGCUUGUAACGCCAAGGUAGUGGGUUCGAUCCCCGGGACCACCCAUACACAAAAAUGUAUGCACGAAUGACUGUAAGUCGCUUUGGAUAAAAGCGUCUGCUAAAUGGCAUAUUAUUAUUAUUUUAUUAUUAUUUAACCAUGCCCCUAAUGGGCAUCAGGCUCCAAUGAGACUCUACUGCCAUCUAGGUGUGAGAAUGUGAAACUCUGUAUAGAUAGUUGUGGUGUGAUGUCCAUAUUCAGGCAUAAAUGGGGCUUUUUAGGGUAUUUAAAGUGUUAGAUCUGAGCAGGAUUGUGUGUGUGUGCAGACAGGGAGGCCUUGGACCACCCCAUACAGAACACAGUGUGUUGACAGCUCUGGUCACGCCUAUGAAUCAGAUCCUGUAUACAGCCAGAUCAUUAACAAAACCAGAGACCUAGCAGCUGUGUUUUUGUCUAUGAGACAGAUUCAGACCAGAGUAAACAGGGGUUGGAGGGAAACACUGCAACAAGAAACAAUACCAUAUUAAAUUAGAAGUUUUGAUAUGGAUAUGCAGUAGGUUAUCUUACAAUUAGCAGAAACAUGGUUCUAGAGGCACUGUAAUACUAUAGAAUUUGUGUUCAAUAGUUUAAUGUAUUGCCUUAGAGACCCAGUACUACAGAACUAACUGCAGUAGCCUCAAGCCCAACAGGCUGUAGCUAGAUGAUGUCAUGAGUCUAGAAUGAGCUGGUUGAACUCACACCCCAGUGUGUGUUAGUGAGACAGGCAGCGGAGCCUCUCUCUCUCUCUUUCUCUCUUUCUUUCUUUCUUAUAAGGAGGCGUAUGUGUUGUGGAGUCUGUACUCAUGUGCACGUGGCCCAGCCCGACCCAGUCAAUCUGUUCAAAGGCCCCUGCAGUGUUUUGCUGAGCAAUCACUACAACUGGUAUGCCUGGACUGGAUGAGCUAAACAUGAGGACAGAGUGGCAAGGCAAGCCUCCUAUCUGAGGCUCUCUACUGAGAGGGCGGGGUGGAGGCACCAACAAUGGUCACGCCCACUGGGUGGCCUUUUAUUUUUAAUCUUGCUAUUAGGAGUUAUGUAGUUUAUAUUCCACAUGGGGAUUGGUUUAUUUUUUACCCAUGUUUUUUGCACUUGACCUGACUUUGCCCCUGAAAUGGAAAUCCAGUCCUUAGUUUGUAUCACUAAUUACAGUUAAGCAAUGUCCACACCAGCUUCUUACUGUAUGUUAGUUAUAUUACAUUUACAUUUUAGUCAUUUAGCAGACGCUCUUAUCCAGAGCGACUUACAGUUAGUGAGUGCAUACAUUUUACUUUUUUUAUACUGGAAUCGAACCCACAACCCUGGCAUUACAAAUGCCAUGCUCUACCAACUGAGCUACAUCCCUGCCGGCCAUUCCCUCCCCUACCCUGGACGACGCUGGGCCAAUUGUGCGCCGCCCCAUGGGUCUCCCGGUCGCGGCCGGCUACGACAGAGCCUGGAUUCGAACCAGGAUCUCUAGUGGCACAGCUAGCACUGCAAUGCAGUGCCUUAGACCACUGCGCCACUCGGGAGGACAUCGGGAGUUAUUACAUGUGAUGGACAGACACCAGCUGGUAUGAUCUCUACUGUAGCCAUGAGCUGGCACUUCAAUCUUUCAGCUGAAGCUUGACAAUAACAUGACAUACACAGCAGAUAUGGCCUUGUGCCUCAGGAUAGUCAGGACUCGACAAACUAAGAACAAUUAUUCCUGAAAAAUAUUUGUCUGUAUAUUUUGUAUAAAUUAUAUAAAUAGAGUACAGUAUAACGUAUUGUUGUAUGGGUAUACCCAUGGAGCAUAGAAUGGAAAUAACCAUAGACACAAGCACAACAGGGACUCUUAUUAUGGUAGAUAUUGUGGGCCCAGAGGACCACACCUCACACCAGGAAAUGCCCCAUGUCACAGUCUUCUGGUAUGACAGGGGAAGAGAGGAAGAAAAGCUUGGUUUAUCAACAGGAGAUAUUUAUAGAACCCUGAUAUAAAACAAAGUGGCGACCAACAAAGGAUCAUGUAACACGUUAUCAUGUUGAGGUCUAUACAUUGAGUAUAAAUUACCGUAUCGUUAGCCUUACUAUGAGAGCUGUUUUGGUUUUGUGUAAAGCUUUCAUGGAUAUAAAUAGCGUUUGUCGUAUCGCAGUGGAUGGGUUUGAUAGUAGUGUUGUUGGCUAUGUCCUCUGUCAUACCUCCUAUCUACUAGUGUGCUCUGGUCUGGGGUGAGUGUAGCAUGGGCACAGACUCUUUGAUAAACCAUCAAACCCUGUUGUUUCCCCAAACCUCUCAUGACAAGUUGUAUUAGUUUCCUGGAAAGCUACAUCAUGGGAGAUGUAUAAACAAUCUACAAAUGGAUGUAAACCGAAAGAACAGUUAUAAAUUAGUCAUGUGUCUGCCUGUGGACAGAGUCGUUUUGCUGGUGGUGGUUACUGUAUGUGUGAUCACUCAAGGUCACAGCAAAGCCAACUGUCUCCUUACUUCAACAUUAUUUACGCAUUUAUGUCUUAGCCACAAUCAUUCAUUAAGGUUUCUUAACCAAUUAGUGGUGCUAAAGCAGCCUGAGCAGGGUCUCAAAAACCACUGGAUUUGUGAUGAAUUAAAUAAAACAAGCAUGCACAGUGAGUUUGGUACCUGAGAGAUUACUCCAAACUCUAACACUAAGACAUGGAGGAUGCAGGGUGUAUACUGGAACCUUAUCUUCCUACUUGACUAUGGUCCAGUGUCCUUAGUAUCCUAUGGGGGCAUGCAGGUCUGUAUCUGUAUUUAUUAAGGAUCCCCAUUAUUUCUUGCCAAGGCAGCAGCUACUCUUCCUGGGGUCCAGUAUAAUUUAAAAAAGGCAGUUAUACAAUUUAAAAAAACAUUACAGUACAUUCACAACAGAUUUCACAACACACUAAGUGUGUCCCCGCUAUUCCAUAAGGUAUAUUGUUAUCUGUUUUUAAAUCUAAUUUUGCUGCUUGCAUGUGUUACUUGAUGUGGAAAAGAGUUCCACGUAGUCCAAAUAUAAAUGUCUGUUUGGCUCUGUAGAGGUAAAUACUCUGGUAGAGCUCCAGCAGAAAACAACAUGUGGGUAGUGACAGCAGCAGACACAGCUAAACAUGAAGUGAGAGGGAGAGAGAUGUGUGAGAAAUGGCUUGGGAGGGAGGGAGAGAUAGAUGGAGGGAGGGAGAGAUGGCUUAGGAAGGGAGCUGGGAGCUGGCUUAGGAAACCUGAAAGUGGAUGCAGGCUGCAUGCAUGACCCUCAGACAAGAAAGAGAGCUGCUUGGAAGUCCAGGCAUUAGUGCUGUGGUUGUAGCGCUAACACAGAGUGGUGGGGGGCUAUGUCUCAGUCAGUGGCUUGUAUUUAUGGAUGCCAAGGGAAGCCUGGCUUCCCCAAAAAAUUAACCAAGAAAAAAACAUACAUUAUUUUGUAUCAUUCGUCUCUUUGCGUUUCAUAAAUAUCCUUCAAUUCACAAGAGACUGGAUGUAUCUCACCGGAGAAAGCAUCCAAGUGAACGAAACAGCGCCCCUCUGUCUCAGUAUGCGUAGCCCAUCUAUCUGAUGCUGUCUGGUUAAAAAGAGUAUGACAUUGUUGCCGCCCGUAGCAUUAAAUGCAAGGGAAGCCAAUCAGCGUUGAGCUAAACUGAGUGAGCUCAGCUGUGAAUGGUCCUGGCUCACCAAAGAAAAGUGUCAAGGGAAGCCAGUUUGGAUUUGGCUUCACACCAAUCACAUCACUUCAAAAGCCAAACGUCAUUGACAAAAAAAACUUGAAUUGUUGAAUCUCGUUGUGUUGUUGUCCUCCGGUGGCUAGCUAACUAAAAUCAUCCCUUUCCUAAAUUAGCCAUGGAUGGACAUAGGGAUUUGGACUUGUGGUUUUAACUAAUUCUCCGUACCGGCCAAUGAUUAUAACGGCGAUUCUGAUCCAAUCAUUAAUGUAUAAAUUGUGCCCCUGGCCUGAGAGGAUGGAAGUUCAAUAUGUAGCUAGAUGUAGAAGGCUAAUGUUAACUAGCUAACCUUGCCCAUGAAUGGAAGUUAGGCUAGCGAGCAAGCAUUUUAGCCAGGUAGCCUAGCACAACAAAAACUAAAAGUGUGUACUGAAUGACAGAGUCAGACUGUUUAGGCAACAUAAAAGAGGAGGAUGGCAUUGCUGGUGUUUAUCUACAAGUAGGGUGAGUCAACAUGUUAAUCUACUUGCACGAACACAAAAACACGCGCACACACACAGAAAUCAGUACCAUGGACAGCCACAUCAUAUUUAGCUUACAUUGAUUGGACUAAAUGGUUUUUGGUAUCUUUUAGUUGUCACUGUAUUUGACUAAGCAGAGGUGACUUGAUUAUGAAAUUAUGCUGGAUUAGUGGAGGCAGUGCCUGUUUUCUUUGCGACUUGCGUCUCUGUGGUUCUAAAUCAGUAGCUUAGUAGUCCGAAAAAUGUACUUGCUUGACAAUGCUGUAGGUCAUGUAACUAUUUGUCACAUGCAAUAUGUUUUGUGGACACCGGACAGAUAUUGCUCUCCAGUUUUGUGAUAAAACAAAGGUGUGGAAGAAUUUAUUCUGCCACUGUCUUCUUAUUGUCUCUGCCUUCUAUAUCACGGUAGCAAAGCCUGUGAACUAACAGGUUAUAGAGCUGCAAACAAUGCAAUUUUCACAACACAGGUUGUAAUAUGGCUUUUUUUUUUUUUUUUUUGCUUGGCUCCCCAAGUGAUUUUACCCACGCAACGCUACUGCUCAAAGUCCCUGGCUGUCAGGACAGGUUACUAUAAUGGGUUAACAGGGUUUUCUGUGCUGUAGUAACCUGGCCUUUGAACAGCAGUAGGCACAGUAACCAGAGGAUCAAUAUCUUACACAAUGUCUUAAGGGCCUCUUUGUAUUAUUGAGUAGGCUACAAUGCUUUCAGGAACAAGAUGCCUAGGUACCAUUAUUGUGGUCGAUGUCCGCACUGCCUUGAAAAAUACAAAAUACAAAAAUCUGUCAUUUUAAGCUAGAGAUAUCCGUCUCAAUCCACCAACAUCGCACUUCCGCAUCUAUGGUGAAAGGUGACCGAGCUAGAGCGGUGUUUGUCAGACCAUGAGACAUCCCGAAAAACAGUCUUCUCACAAAAUCGUCUGUAGCGAAAUUGGCCUACAAACUCUAUGGAAAGAUGAGACUCUCACGAACACGAUGGUAUUCUCCAUUUUGCAUUACAAACCCACAAGCGUAUUGGGACUCGUCUGAAGUCGGUACAGCCGAUCUGCCAACUUUUGUCUGUAGCGUCCGAACAGUUUGGGCUACACACUAAUAUGACCCCUCUGUGCAAAGGUGAGACUCUCUCGAGUACAUGUCGGUUGUUUUGUUCUAGGAUACCCACAGGCCUCACAAGACUCACCUGAAUUUCCCCCGGUACCAGUUGAAAAAAUGAAUGGAAGUAUAUAUGGAGACUGUAUAGUGCCAAAAAUAAGGGGUUAAAUUAGUGUAAAAAAAUUACAAAUGUUUCCUGAUUUUUCUUAUCAAAUUCCAAGAUGGCGUAGCAGUACGGUCGUGUUUUCUGUAGUGUCCUCAUGUAAAUAGCCUGUUUUUUUUUGGUCCUUUUUCGUAUAUAUUUCUCAAUCUCACUUUCCUGCAACCCGCCUCACCCAAGGUGGAACGGAUUCUAUUAUUUCUUUAUACCUUCUUAUCUAGAACCUCUGAAACUAGCCAGCUAACUAGCUACUUGCUAUUAGCCACCGUUAGUGGUCUUCACCAUUGUCCGUGGCCUGCACUACCUACCAGCCAGCUCUAGCCUGGCGCUAUCGAGCCAGAGCAUAUCGGAUUUUCUGCCGGAAUCACUGAAUCACUGGACCUUAACACCAGAUCAUCGCAACUAGCUAGCUGCAACCGAAUGGCUGUUGUUGUUGUUGUUGGCUAAUCACCACUGUCCUGAAGCAAGCCUCAGUUAGCCUUGAGCUAGCCUCGUGCCAGGCCCAUCUCCCGGCUAUCUACCUCUCUGUCAACCGGACAGGACCUCCUAGUGUUGACACGGAGCCCCGCCGAUCCAUCACGACUGGUCUGCCGACUUCAUCGUCUGAUGUGAUUUCAACAGGCUUCCCAUUAGCCCCGGCCCGCUAGCACACGCAAUCAACAGCCAUGCCUCCUGCUCGCCUGUGCCGUAGCAGCCACUGAACUGCUCCCGGACUCACCUAUUGCUGUUCACUGGACCUUAUGAUCACUCAGCUACACAGCUGAUGCCUGCUGGACUGUUACUUUAUACGGUACCCCAUCCUGUUUAUCUGUUUAGCCUCAGCUCAAACUUUCAUCGCCAUUACCAGCUGUUGUCUUAGCUCUCUCGAAUAAAACCUGUGAUUGCUUUAUGCCUCUCUCCCAUGUCAAUAUGCCUUGCCUAUUGCUGUUUCGGUUAGUUCUUACUGUACUUUUUCACUGUAGAAACCCCAGUCCCGCUCAACCUGCCUCAGAUAGCUCCUUUGUCCCACCCCCCACACACGCGGAGACCGGCUCAAUCGGUGCCUCCAGUGAUGCUAUCCCUUUCAUCGUUACCCAACGCUUAGGUUUACCUCCACUGUACUGUUAUCCUUGUCUGUACAUAAUGCCCUGAAUCUAUUCUACAACGUCCGGAAAUCUGCCCCUUUUAUUCUCUGUACCCAACGCACUAGAGGACCAGUUCUUAAAGCCUUUAGCCGUAUCCUUAUUCUAUUCCUCCUCUGUUCCUCUGGUGAUGUAGAGGUUAACCCAGGCCCUGUAGCCCCCAGUAUCACUCCUACUCCCCAGGUGCUAUCAUUUGUUGACUUCUGUAACUGCAAAAGCCUUGGUUUCUUGCAUGUUAACAUCAGAAGCCUCCUUCCUCCGCCAACCCUGAUGUUCUAGCAGUGUCUGGAUCCUGGCUUAGGAAGGCCACCAAAGAUUCAGACAUUUCCUUUUCCAACUACAACGUUUUCCAUCUAGAUAGAACUGCCAAAGGGGGCGGAGUUGCAGUCUACUGUAGAGCACCUGCAAUCACCUGCAGAGCUCUAUCAUACUAUCCAGGUCUGUGCCCAAACAGUUUGAGCUUCUACUUCUAAAAAUCCACCUUUCCAGAAAUAAGUCUCUCACUGUUGCCACUUGCUACAGACCCCCUCAGCCCCCAGCUGUGCCCUGGACACCAUAUGUGAAUUGAUUGCCCCCCAUCUAUCCUCAGAGUUCGUAUCGCUUGGUGACCUAAACUGGGAUAUGCUUAACACCUCGGCCGUCCUAUAAUCUAAUCUAAACUAGAUGCCCUCAAUCUCAUACAAAUUAUCAAGGAACCUACCAGGUACUACCCUAAAUCCGUAAACAUGGGCACCCUCAUAGAUAUCAUCCUGACUAAUUUACCCUCUAAAUACACCUCCGCUGUCUUCAACCAGGAUCUCAGCGAUCACUGCCUCAUUGCCUGCGUCCGUAAUGGGUCCGCGGUCAAACGACCACCCCUCAUCACUGUCAAACGCUCCCUAAAACACUUCAGCGAGCAGGCCUUUCUAAUUGACCUGGCCCGGGUAUCCUUGAUGGAUAUUGACCUCAUUCCGUCAGUAGAGGAUGCCUGGUUGUUCUUCAAAAGUGCUUUCCUCUCCAUCUUAAACAAGCAUGCCCCAUUCGAAAAAUUCAGAACUAAGAACAGAUAUAGCCCCUGGUUCACCCCAGACUUGACUGCCCUUGACCAGCACAAAAACAUCCUGUGGCGUACUGUAUUAGCAUCGAACAGCCCCCGCGAUAUGCAACUUUUCAGGUAAGUCAGGAACCAAUAUACACAAUCAGUUAGGAAAGCAAAGGCUAGUUUUUUCAAACAGAAAUGUGCAUCCUGUAGCACGAACUCCAAAAAGUUUUGGGACACUAAAGUCCAUGGAGAAUAAGAGCACCUCCUCACAGCUGCCCGCUGCACUGAGGCUAGGAAACACUGUCAGUACCGAUAAAUCUACGAUAAUCGCACAUUUCAACAAGCAUUUUGCUAUGGCUGGCCAUGCUUCCCCUACCCCGGCCACAAGCUCUGCACCCUCCGAUGCAACUUGCCCAUGCCCCCCCCCCCCCCCCCCCCCCCCGCUUCUCCUUCACCCAAAUUCAGAUAGCUGAUGUUCUGAAAGAGCUGCAAAAUCUGGACCCUACAAAUCAGCUGGGCGAGACAAUCUGGACCCUUUCUUUCUAAAAUUAGCUGCGAAAUUGUCGCAACUCCUAUUACCAGCCUGUUCAACCUCUCUUUCGUAUCGUCUUAGAUCCACAGAGAUUUAGAAAGCUGCCGCGGUCAUCUCCCUCUUCAAAGGGGGUGACACUCUAGAUCCAAACUGUUACAGAGCUAUAUCCAUCCUGCCCUGCCUUUCGAAAGUAUUUGAAAGACAAGUUAACAAACAGAUCACCGACCAUUUCGAAUCCCACCGUACCUACUCCGCUAUGCAAUCUGGUUUCCGAGCUGGUCAUGGGUGAACCUCAGCCACGCUCAAGGUCCUAAACGAUAUUAUAACCGCGAUCGAUAAAAGACAGUACUGUGCAGCCGUUUUCAUCGACCUGGCCAAGGCUUUCGACUCCGUCAAUGGCUGCCAUUCCUUCCAGUUCUCUGCUGCCAAUGACUGGAACGAACUGCAAAAAUCUCUGAAGCUGGAGACUCUUAUCUCCCUCACUAACUUUAAGCAUCAGUUGACAGAGCAGCUUACUGAUCACUGCACAUGUACACAGCCCAUCUGUAAUUAGCCCACCCAACUACCUCAUCCCCAUAUUGUUAUUUAUUUUGCUCAUUUGCACCCCAGUAUCUCUAUUUGCACAUCAUCUUCUGCACAUCUAUCAUUCCAGUGUUAAUACUAAAUUGUAAUUAUUUUGCACUAUGGCCUAUUUAUUGCCUUACCUCCAUAACUUACUACAUUUGCACACACUGUAUAUAGAUUUUCUAUUGUGUUAUUGACUGUACAUUUUAUUUAUCCCAUAUGUAACUCUGUGUUGUUUUUAUCGCACUGCUUUACUUUAUCUUGGCCAGGUCGCAGUUGUAAAUGAUAACUUGUUCUCAACUGGCUUACCUGGUUAAAUUAAUAAAAUAAAAUAUCUCUCAGAUAUAGGACAGACACUUCAGAACCAACUUUCUUUUGAUAUUUGUGUUGUUCCAUGUAGUGAAUCUGUUAUUCAAUGCGCUUGUAUGGGCUAAUAGCAGUAAGGCCAAAUCAAAUUGUUUAUCAAAUCAUAAAAAUAAAAGAUACUUCAAGGGGUCUUGAAAUUCAAAAUCAAAUAUUAAAAUGAUCCUUGGUAUGACCUUCUUAAAACAAUUCCAUAUAGCUUAGUAGAACACCCACCGUUGGCUUAGACUCUUAUGGGUUAAGGAUUUCAGGCAACUAAACAAGGCUCAUGUUGCUGUAAAUAGAAAGUGAAGUCUGAUGUAUAGUCGUGAGUCUCUAAUGCAUAUGUUAAUGUAUAGCCAAUUCAUAUCCAUGUACUGCAUAGCCAUGUAGCGUCCAUGUAUCCUGUGUGGUCCUCUGUAGCUCUGUGUUUCUAAGAACAGCCCUUAGCCGUGACAUGUUGGCCAUACAACACACCCCCUCGGGCCUUACUGCUUAAAUAUAUUAUGUAGACUUGACUGACAAUCUCCCUCUCUCUUCCCUGCAGAGUGGAUCCAGGCGGUGCAGGCCCUGAUGAUCCUGUCCAUCAUCUUCAGCUUCAUCUCUCUCUUCCUGUUCUUCUGUCAGCUCUUCACCCUGCAGAAGGGAGGACGUUUCUUCCUCACUGGGGUCUUCCAGAUCCUCGCCAGUAAGUUCCAAUUAUGUCAUCCAGACAAAAUAAACUGAAACAGAGUCAUAUUCAGAAGUGUACACUGUAUAAAGGGGCCUAAAGCUUUAUGGUAUAAAGGGGCCUAAAGCUUUAUGGUAUAAAGGGGCCUAAAGCUUUAUGGUAUAAAGGGGCCUAAAGCUUUAUGGUAUAAAGGGGCCUAAAGCUUUUUGUUGUAUUCAAGCAAUACACCAGCUGUUCACUAAACAUCCGUACUAUGCACCCGCCACACCUGAGUGGACACACUCACAGAAUGUGUUGUACAAACAGCUUCUGCAUUGUCUGUGUCAGUGCACUGAUAUUGUCUGUGUCAGUUGAAUAGGAUCUAUUGUAUUCCAACACCUCUUCUGGUCUAUUGUGUCCACCAUUGGCAGCCUUUUUUAACCUCCCAGGUUGGCACUGUAGACCAUGCCAGUGGGCACAGAGACACUCACACAUGUGGAAAUGUCAAGACUGAAAACGUAGGGGGUGAACAACAAACAACUUAACAUCAACACAGAGACCAUGCCAUGUCACGCCAGUUCACAAUGGGCAGGGCUGGGUUCUGUUGAAACUUGGAAGCAGGCCAGGGUUCUAGAUGAGGAAGUGAGGAAUCUAACAGCCCUGUUCAUAGUUCGAUAGCCGCCAUGACACAGUGUGAUGCAAUAACUGGCUGGGGGAAUCCAUCUGGGAAGCAUUGACCCUACUCACCCCACCUCUCCUCUACUGCUGCCCAGCAUGGUUCAUACUAGGACAACUUCCAUGAAGCAUUGCAGAUUGUGAUGAUGGCGUGAAACACAAUAAUUUGAUCUUAAGAAUUUGACCCCCUCCCCCCUUCAUCCCCUGAUCUCCUCUCCUCCUCCCCCUUCUCCUAUUCUCUCCUCUUCUCAUAUUUUCCUCUCCUCCCAGGUCUGUUUGUGAUGAGUGGAGCAGUGAUCUAUACGGUGAUGAGUCCUAAGUGGGUGCCUGAGACUGAGGCCUUCGGCUGGGCCUAUAUCCUGGCCUGGGUGGCCUUCCCUCUGGCCCUGAUCAGCGGACUCAUCUAUGUCAUCUUGAGAAAACGGGAAUGA
Molecule: messenger RNA, 11513 nt
Organism: Coregonus sp. 'balchen'
Lineage: Eukaryota; Metazoa; Chordata; Actinopteri; Salmoniformes; Salmonidae
Source: the annotation of a GenBank genome assembly